GUGAGCGUGUGAGAACUCAGCCGUUUCAGCGCGUUCAGAAUGCGGCCGCUACUGUAGACUCGUCCCGCUCCCGUUCCCUGUGACGCCAACACUGAACGGGAAACAUGUGCAACACUAAACGGACAACCUGCCUUUACAGCAAACGAGAGUUAUGGGGUUGGUUCAUUCUCCUACUUUUCACCAGCCCCCUCGCCUGCUCAUCAAAUUUCAGUCACCUCAUCUAUAAAAUAAAAGAAGGCUUACCUAAAGGGAUGCUCAUAGGGGCUAUCGGUGUAGAUUUAAACUUGGAUCUAACAGUAGAGCCCCCUCGUUCAUUCAACCUGGAACUAAAGACGGCAAGCCAGCAGUAUGUAAAUUUGAAUAGCACAACAGGGGAGCUUUUCACAUCUGCCGUGGAGAUCGACAGAGAGGCUCUAUGUUUAGAGUCCCACGAGGGUCAGGGCUGCGAAAUCUUCCUGGACGUGCUGAUCCUUCCCCAACAGUACUUUCAGUUGGUUAAGAUCAGAAUCAUCAUUGAAGAUGUUAACGACAACCAUCCACAUUUUCCCAUAGAUGAAAUCAGACUAUCUGUGCCAGAGAAUGCACCGGUUAACGCCAGGUUUGCCGUGGAGCUGUCCGCAGUUGAUCCUGACAUUGGGAUUUAUGGUAUUCAGACAUAUUGGCUUGUUAAUGACUAUGGGGUUUUCACUCUAGACGUUGAGGAGAACGAAGGGGGUGAACUGACACCCUUCCUCAUCAUUACAGAGUCUCUCGAUAGAGAAACGCAAGCCGAGUAUGCGACUGACAUUAUAGCGGAGGACGGGGGCUCACCGCCACUUCUAGGCACUGCAACUCUGAGGAUUAUUAUAACGGAUGUCAAUGACAACUGCCCCAAGUUCACAGAGUCGCAAGUAAACGUUACGCUCUAUGGCAACACUACUAAAGGCACCCAGCUGGCUCGUCUCCAAGCCUAUGAUCCAGACGAGGGGGCCAAUGCCCUGAUCACAUAUACCUUCAGUGAACGGGUCAACCAAGAAUGCAGGAACCUGUUUCAUUUGGAUAGAAUUACAGGGGUCCUUAAGCUAGCAGGAAAAAUAGACAACAACACCGGAAAGCUCUAUAAACUAAUCGUACUCGCCAAUGGGCCGACGUGUAUUCCAGAAGUUGCCACCAUUUCUGUUCAUGUUAUUAAAGAGUUAUCUGGCCCACCGGUAGUUAUUCCACGCUACAUUGCAUCAGAAAAGGAUGGUGUCGUCAAUCUAAGCGAAUUAGAGAAACCGUUUUCACCCAUAGCAUUUUUUACCAUCAAAAACACUGACCCACGACAGGAAGUAGAGUGUUGUUUAGAGGGUACUGGUCCAUUCCGGCUUGUACCCUAUGAGCAUGUCAAAAACGAGUAUCUGCUUGAGACCACUGAACUACUGGAUUAUGAGCUGCAACAUGAUUAUGAAAUUAUUGUAGUGGUUCGUAACUCUCAUGGAUUAGUAGUUAAGACCGUUGUGAAAGUCCAUGUAUUGGACGUUAAUGAUAAUGCUCCAGUUUUCAAACAAUCCCUCAUCGACAUUACUGUGGAGGAGAACAACCCUCCAAAUACAUUCCUCACCCAACUUCAGGCGACUGAUGCGGACAGCGACAUCAGGGGCGAGGUGUAUUACCUACUCGGUGCUGACGCUCCCACCAUUUUCCACCUGGGCAGGUUGACCGGUGUCUUGACUGUGUGUACCUCUCUUGACCGAGAGGAAAAGGAAACGUAUAGAUUCACGGUGCGAGCCGUGGACUGUGGAUCGCCAAGAAAGGAGUCAGUCGCCACCGUGAUAAUCACAGUGCAGGAUCGUAAUGACAACAGUCCUCGCUUCAUCAACAAGGAUUUCACUUUCUUUGUUCCAGAGAACUUUCCAGGUUUUGGGGAAAUUGGGGUGCUUACUGUCACGGAUGCAGAUGCAGGGCAGAACGGCUGGGUAGCUCUGUCCAUCCUCAAUGGAAGUGACAUCUUUGUGAUUGACACGGGACGAUGGGCGUUAAGGGCGAAGACGUCUCUAGACAGGGAGCAGCAGGGAACGUACUAUGUCUGGAUUGAGGCCAUUGAUGGUGGUGAACCCGCCCUUUCUUGUGUGACUAUGGUAACCGUUCUCCUCCUAGACGUCAAUGAUAACCCUCCAACAGUCCUUUUCCCCCAGUCCAACCAGUCUUACAUGCUGGUUCUUCCCAGCACGCUCCCAGGAACAUCUAUAACGGAAGUCUAUGCCGUGGACCGGGACACGGGAAUGAACGCUGUUAUUGAUUACAGCAUCGUCAAGAGAACGGAUGGAGAGCCAGGCUCAUUUGACAUUGACCCGUACACUGGAAACAUCACCCUGAAGAAAGCCCUGAGCAACCGAGGCCUCUACAGUCUUUGGGUCAAAGUCAGGGAUCAUGGUCAGCCAGAGCUGUACUCUACAGUCCUGGUCAACCUUUUUGUGAACGAGACGGUGAGCAAUGAGUCCCUCAUUCAGAGUAUGUUGCCCAGAGGGGCAGAAAUUGAGGAGGAGGUCCCUCCUGUCAAGAAACCCAGGGAGGCUGAUCGAGUGCCAAUUACAUGCACAGAGUACCAGGUGGUACUGCUCGCUCUGACAGCUACCUGCCUGGGACUGUUUCUCACAGUCUUAUCAUUGGUUACGUACAUUUGCUGCAAGAAGAUGAAAAAGCAAAAAAAGAAACGGUUAGACGUUGAGAUUCCUUUAAAACUGAACCUUGAAACACUGGAUAAGAAUUCGAUGGAAAUUUCAAAUAUAUGACACUGGCCUGCUCAGAGACUAUGAAAGACUGCUGUUACUGCCCAAAUUAAUCUGUUUACAAUGUGUGUCUUUUUAUCUUUUGAGACUAAACUUAUUUGAAAAUAUAAUGUAUAUAUUGUGCAUACAGUGUUUUAUAACUACGACAAAAUCUAUAAAUAUAUAUACACUAUAUACUGUACAUGAGACAAGAUUAUUGCAGUAUAUAUGAAGAUUGUGCUAUUUGCUAUUGCUGCCCAACAAGCUUUAAAUGUAACUUAUCUUACAAGCGUAAAUGGUGCCCUCAGCAGUGUGUUGUGUCAAAAUUUCAAACAUUUUAAAUGCAUCUUUGAAAGUCCAAUACAGUCAUUUACUAAAACAAUGUUUUGCCCUUGAAAUACUGUUCCCAUUGAGACAUAAUACAACUCAUGUUUGUUAACACUCUCCUGAAGAUGAGGUACAAAUGAGCUUUUGCACACCGGGAGGAUUUCUUAAUGAGUCAGUACAUUUACAUUAACUUUUAAAGUUCAAUUUCAGUUGUACUAAAACAAUAGUUUGCCCCAUUUGUUCAUCAUAUUAUAGUUCAUAACACAUGUAUACACAUCAAUCGGGCCACAAUUGGCCUUGGCAUUUUGAAUGCAUUUGGAAGGACAGAAGUGAUGCGUAUUAAAAGGCACAUGCUCCGCUGACGUUCUUCCUUUCAAUAUUUGAUAUGCAUUGUGUCAUGUAUACCUGGACAAACAGAUGAAAACUGUAGCUUGACUAAACAAAAACCCACUGAAGCUCAAUAAUCACUGCACAUGUAAACGCACUGGGUGACAUGUUGCUGGACGUCUUUCUUGUGUUUUCUGUAGGAUACUGUGUUUGUAUCUAUAGAUUCUAGGCUGGUAUGAAAUGUCCUAACACGUUUUGUAAGCCAGGUGCACACUGCUCAAUUGUUUAAAAUGUUUUUGUACUUGACGAUUGUUGCUUGUCAGAUUGAUUGAUAUAACCCCAGUGACAUCUUAAAAGCCAAGGCAGACUGUGCGACAUCAACUGCCUUUUAUGUCAUACUCUACGAUAUACAUCUAUGGACCUUGGCCACAGUUGACAGCACUGGCUGGGCAUUUUCAAAUCCUUAAUUAAAUGGUACCACACACACUUUAGCAAGCCCUUGUGCUAAUGUUGGUAAUGUUUUGCCUGGAAAAAGAGGCAAGGUUAGGGUUAGGUUAGGGUUAGGUUAUGUUAGGUAAGUUUCUGGAGUGUAACUAAAUUCUAUUUGAUUUGUAUAGUGCUUUUUACAGACCAAAGUCUGUCAUUGCUCUGCAAUUUGUGGAUUGCUCAUUAUUAAUUAACAAGAUAUUUGUUGCAUGUCAUAUGACUAGCUAGUAUCAAAAUUGUUACCUGGACAUUUUCUCUCUUGUUGGUUCUUUAUUAGACGGCCUUCAGUGGAGCAGUCACUACAUAACUGGGACCCAAUAUUUCAGACAUUGUCAGAACUUCGUCAAAGGCUAAGAUUUAUGACAAUGGCAAUUAAUCAUCCAUCAAUAAGUGAUCUAAGCCCUAUGAUGAAAUAAGCCUUUUACAAUUCCCAAAAUUUGUCUCAGAUGACAAAAAAUGGACAGUGUGCAACCUGCUUUACUUGAUGUACCCAGCUCAGAUUUUUCCCUCAAAGGCAU
Molecule: messenger RNA, 4387 nt
Organism: Xyrauchen texanus (razorback sucker)
Lineage: Eukaryota; Metazoa; Chordata; Actinopteri; Cypriniformes; Catostomidae
Product: protocadherin-20-like
Exons: 2
Coding region: 105-2753 (882 amino acids)
Biological process (GO): homophilic cell-cell adhesion
Cellular component (GO): plasma membrane
Molecular function (GO): calcium ion binding
Source: RefSeq, a predicted model, not a curated record